GUCGGAGUGGGUGUUUCCGGGAAAACAAUGCUAACAGCUAACAGCUAAAGAAACCGAACGUCCUGUCAGUUAUCAGACCGGGCCACCAUCUGCAGGACGGGUAGAACCACAGCAGAACUUCUCGUCAUGCAGCUGCUCAGCUAAAGAAGCUUCUGGAAGCUUCGUGUGCUCGCGCUCUGUUUCCAUGGCUACGGAGGAGUUGUACGAGGUGGAGAGGAUUGUGGACUGUAGAAGGACCAGGAAGGGGAAGGUGGAGUACCUGGUCCGGUGGAGGGGUUAUAGUUCAGAAGGAGACACCUGGGAGCCUGAGAGUCACCUGUCCACCUGUAUGACCUAUGUCCAGGACUUCAACCGGCAGAGAGCCACCACCUUAAUGCGCUCCACCCGCAGCCCUUAUAGCUCCGCCCACAGAAUGCCCUGCAGGCCUCCACCUGCUGCUUCUCGCAGUGACCCGGGCCAUGAUGCUAGCAGAGGACCACCUGGAGACCCUGUUCUAAUGAAGACACCUGCCAGCUUAAAUCACCUGUCCUGUCCCUCACCUGUCCUCACCCAGCAGGUUCCACCAGCUGACAGCUUUAGUGCUGCUCUGAUGUCAGCAUCUUCAGCUGGCUCCGCCCGCCGCAGCCUGGAUCUGUCCAAGAGCGGCAUCAAGAUUCUGGUUCCAAAGAGUCCAAUGAACCCCCGACUGGACUCUGAGGAGUCUCCCAGCGAGGCGGCUCACAGCCUGGAGGCCGGCGCUAAGGAAGCACACCUGGUUCCACCUGAGGUCGCCCUGCUGGAGAAACCUGCAGGAGUACAGCUGGGUCCUGGAGAGGAAAGAGCCCGUAUGGGGACCAGACCCAGGAACCAGAACCCACUGCCUCCUCCACCACUGGUCCCUAUCACACCUGCCGCCAUGUGCACUCUCAGUGGCUCAGGUGAGUCCAGAGUCUGAUCACAGGUGAGUCCAGAGUCUGAUCACAGGUGAGUCCAGAGUCUGAUCACAGGUGAGUCCAGAGACUGAUCACAGGUGAGUCCAGACAGAGUCCAGACAGACUACAGGUUUCAACCCAUCCUCAAUUCAUCAUUUGUCAAAUAUUUGGUCUGAUAUCUGUGGUCCAGUCUGACCUCUACUCUGACCUCCAGUCUGACCUCUAGUCUGACCUCCAGUCUGACCUCUAGUUUUACCUCCAGUCUGACCUCUAGUUUUACCUCCAGUCUGACCUCCAGUCUGACCUCUAGUUUUACCUCCAGUCUGACCUCUAGUUUGACCUCUAGUCUGACCUCCAGUCUGACCUCCAGUCUGACCUCUAGUCUGACCUCCAGUCUGACCUCUAGUCUGACCUCCAGUCUGACCUCCAGUCUGACCUCUAGUCUGACCUCCAGUCUGACCUCUAGUCUGACCU
Molecule: messenger RNA, 1385 nt
Organism: Austrofundulus limnaeus
Lineage: Eukaryota; Metazoa; Chordata; Actinopteri; Cyprinodontiformes; Rivulidae
Product: chromodomain Y-like protein
Exons: 2
Coding region: 185-934 (249 amino acids)
Source: RefSeq, a predicted model, not a curated record